GCGACCGCAAGGCUUUACUCUCGCAACGCCGUCCUACUACGACUCAGGAUUACCUUUACACCUUACUCGUGCAAACCCAGUUCGUUGACAACGGAUCCUGCUUUUCACGUUACGUUUCGGUGAUGAGCACAUUGUAUGGUAAAGCUCGGAAGACGGUGGCAGAUCUUUUUCGAUCACAAGAGCCAGAUCCCACCAUGUUGCCGAGUGAAACAUUACAAGACGGAAACGGUUCGAUCCAAGCUUCAGAACCAUUGUCGAUGGCCCCGUUGGAGAGAUGCGAGUCGGAAAGAAUGUGUCAAUCGUCCGACUUACCUUUCUCGCAGGAACAGGAAGCACACUUGCGUUCUCUUCCGAAGGAGGCUAGCAGGAAGCAUACACACGAAAAUUCACAGCUCCAUGAAUACCCUGCUAGCCCGUCAGACUUACGCAACGAAAGUGCGGAGUUGCGCCGUGCCCUGUAUGACAGAGAUCAAAGGAUAUCGUCCCUCCAGAAUGAACUGGUUCUCAGAAACAGCCAAAUUGAAGGCCUGAUGAAUGAGCUCAAUGCAUCCAGGGCUUUAUCUCAGGCUCGAGCCGACGAGCUGCGUGCAGCCAAUGCUUAUCACACAACUGUCGGGAACACGGUGUCGGACGCCGAUGUACGACACAUCGUAGAGAACCUCAACGAGGAGAUAUACCAGUUGGCGGCACAGAUUGUCCAUGUUUGUGAAUCGUCGACAUCCGUUUCAACCGCUCCAUCCGACGACAUGAUCAAGCGGGCUGAGAAUACGAUUGGCUCCUUGUUGACAAAACAAUUAAGAAAGGGACGGGGACGAGACGAACCGAUGCUCAUACAAGUCGCAAUGCAAAGCUGCAUCAUACACCUCGCAAGCAAGCUUACGCGCGCAUGGGCUUUUAUGCUUCCACAAGCUUCAGGGAAUUUGAUGUACGAACUGUGGGGGAAAAUGAAGGUUGAGGAAUGUCAGACUGUGGCCGGACGAUGGCGAGCGCUGACCAUGCGGCACUUGGCGGCACGGGAUACACAUCAAGCGGCAUUGUGGUUCGCACGAGAGUGUGCGGCACAUUUGGAAAACAUCCUGUACCUGGUCAGACUGACGAAGAAGACGGUUAAAGAGGCCAUCCACAAGUACAGCGACAAGAUCACGAAUGUGUUCGACCAUGUACUUUCGCUGCAGAGGACUGUCGUCGAGGAUAUAACUGCCUGCGAAUUCCAAUUGAUGAUCGCCAAGCCUGGCCAGAGAGUCAACCUCGAGACCAUGGAUGAUGAAUAUGGCGAUGGACACACCAUCGGGGAUGCACCGUCGCCGGUCAUUCUCUGCAACACUGGAAUGGGCUUAUGCCGUGUAGCCAAGGUUGGCGAAGAGAACAAGUUGGACACGAUACUGCUGUUGAAAUCCCGAGUUGUCUCGGACAACGUUUUGCACGAGCUUGAUACUCACAGCGCAUCCGGUCGAGAGUCCAAGGAAGGGCAACGGGAAGAAAUGAUGACCUAUUGAGCUAAAGUCCGUGUCGCUGUAUCUUGAUGUGGUAGUAUUCUUCGGACAGCCUCCUCUUGGAGAAAAUGUCAGGUCAUCGACUCCAGCAUGCACGUAUGAUGACGCAGUGACUGUCCUAUCGCUGAUGCAAUCUUUCGUUGCGCAAGGGCUCAGUUUAGCGAUGCAAAUCACUACUCACGUAUUAGAACCUUCGAUUCCGAUACGGUGAUGGAUGAACUGCGUUUGUAUAAAUCGUUGACGAAUGAUGAGCAUGACACACAUAGAGGUGAUGCUCGCAUUGAACCUGAAGCACUGCAGAUGAACCAGACGGCAUGGACAGCACGAUCAUGCUCGCAGCUUUCGUUACGACCAUGGUCGCUGUUGCGGGCACCUUCUACGUCCUUGCUACACUUUGAACUGAAACCCGCAACCCCCACGUGAACCGAGCACCUGCAAAGGGGUUGAGGAGGUUGUCGG
Laetiporus sulphureus 93-53 is the source of this 1952-nucleotide messenger RNA. RefSeq lists its product as uncharacterized. Lineage: Eukaryota; Fungi; Basidiomycota; Agaricomycetes; Polyporales; Laetiporaceae. Bases 123 to 1496 code for a protein of 457 amino acids. The record is from RefSeq and is a predicted model, not a curated record. The transcript is spliced from 4 exons.